AUGCACUUAUUGCGGGGGUGCGCAUUUGAUAUACUUUUGCAAGGGAUUCCUAGCGCUUCCGGUAAAUCGGCGCAUAGCCGUGAUCACGUGGCGGCCGAGUGCUCGUCGAGCGGCUGCAGGACAUGCAAGUUGAAGCAUAACACUCUGCUACAUCUCUCAAACCAGGGAAGGGGAAUUGAGAAUUCGCGGGCCGCCGGCUCAGCGGCGGACGGUUCGACUCCGAUUACGGGCGACCCUGCCGUCGUGGUCGCGCACGGCGCGGUCGGGGGUGACGGCGCGGAGCCCUUACUGUCAACAGCAGUUGUUUACGUUUACGGCGCGGACGGUUCGCGGAUGUCAUGCCGUGCCUUGCUGGAUGCAGGAGCACAGGCGAAUUUUAUUUCAAAUAAAUUCGUGGCGAGGUUGAGAUUAAAAACAUUGCCUACGGAAUUGUCAAUAUCGGGCAUAUUCGGAUCGACGUCCGUCUUAAAUCGGAUGGCGCGAGUCAGACUCCGGUCGCGACUGAGUUCGUUCGAGGCCGAGCUGGACUGCGUUGUCACCGACCGAAUCGCGGAGAGAGUUCCGGCGAGCACACUGAGGCGUCAGGCCUUCAGGCUGCCGCCCGGCGAUCUAGCGGAUCCAAAAUUUAACAUAUCUUCCGACAUCGAUUUAUUGAUCGGGAUCGACUUAUUUUGGCGGCUGGCGUGCGUGGGCCAAAUUCAUGCGACAUCCGAGCACCCUCUUUUACAAAAAACACGUCUAGGCUGGAUUUUGGCCGGGCGUACGGGUGGGGGCACCUCACGAUCGAGCGCCAAAUUGCGUGCGUUACACGCGACGAUUAAUAACGCGCAGCUCCACGAACGAGUUGACCAAUUUUGGAGGAUCGAGGAAUUAGCGGAUUCUAACGGUUAUACCCGCGACGAGCAGGCUUGCGAAAGUCACUUCAUGACGAACGUGUCGACGAACGAUGAAGGCCGAUAUAUCGUGAAAUUGCCGCUAAAAGAGGACAUAUUUCAACGGCUCGGCGAAUCGCGCGAAACAGCGAUAAAGCGUUUUCUUGCGCUCGAGAAGCGGCUCAACCGCGACCCGGGUUUGAAGCGCUCCUACGCGAAUUUCUUACGCGAAUAUCAAUCGUUGGGGCACAUGAGAAUCGCACCUGCAAGGUCGAUCGGGGGUAAACCUGUAUAUCUGCCGCAUCACGGAGUAAUAAAGGGGACCGGUCCAUGCGCGAAGUUACGCGUGGUUUUCGAUGCCUUGUGCAAAACCAGCACGGGAGUUUCGCUCAAUGAGGCUUUGCGAAUAGGUCCGGUGAUUCAACAAGAAUUGAUAACAAUAUUAAUGCGUUUUCGAACAUUCGUAUAUGUCUUCGUGGCGGACAUAAUCAAAAUGUAUCGUCAGAUACUGCUGCACGAAUCGCAGACGCAUCUGCACAGGAUAGUGUGGCGAGAGGACUCGGGAGCGCCGAUCGGCGAAUACGAAUUGCUGACGGUCACGUACGGUACAAGUUCGGCGUCGUUUCUGGCCACCAGGUGCCUUCAGCACCUGGCACAAAAACAUGCGGACGAAUUCGCGAUCGGGUCGAGAUGCGUGCUCCAGGAUUUUUACGUCGACGACCUGCUCACCGGCGCUAACACCCUGUCGGAGGUGAGGCGCGUACGCGAGGAAACGGUUGCGCUACUGAAGCGCGGAAAGUUCGAGCUCGGCAGGUGGGCAUCAAACUGCCGAGAAUUAUUGAAGGACGUGGAGGGCGCGACGGAUGCGAGCGUGUCUCUGGGCGGGGACUCGAGCUCUAAGAUCCUGGGAAUUGCGUGGGAUCCCGUUAACGAUAAUUUUAAAUUCGAUUAUGAGAGCGGAUCGCCUGCCAAUUGCAUAACCAAGCGAACGAUUUUAUCAGAGAUCGCGAGCCUUUUCGAUCCGUUGGGGCUACUGGGGCCAUUAACGGUAGUAGCAAAAUUAAUUCUGCAAGACACAUGGCAGACGCAGGUCGGAUGGGAUGAGUCGCUGCCGCAGGACAUACAUACGCGUUGGCUGGGAAUAAAACAGCAAUUGACGAAUCUCGGUGAGUUACGCGUGCCGCGUUUCGUGGGCCGCGUGAUCGAUGCCGGGGGUGUGCAGCUGCACGGCUUUUGCGACGCGAGCGAGCGUGCCUAUGGUGCGUGCGUAGCUGAGCGCGGCGCUACUGUUGGCAAAUUGAUAGAAAAGGUUCGAGAGUCGGUCGGACUUCCCGCCGCGGGGGUGGUUCUGUGGUCGGACUCCACCAUUACAUUGCAAUGGAUUCAGUCUUCGUCGCGAAAAUGGAGCGCGUUCGUCGCGAAUCGAGUCGGGGAGAUACAGCGCUUGACCGAGGGCGCGGAUUGGCGACACGUGCCGUCCGCGGACAACCCGGCCGAUAUAUUAUCGCGUGGCGCGGACUUGGCGGCUCUGGCUGUGUCUGGUCUAUGGUGGGAAGGACCGGCGUACCUUCGACUUAACGAGGGACAUUGGCCGAUUAGAAACAUCGAGAUAUCGGGAGAACUGCCCGAGCAGAAAAGAGUGAUCGCUGCCGUGGCGAUCGGAGAUCAACCGAUAGUCUCGGGUUUAUUGGAGAGAUUUUUGAGCCUGGAGAAAAUACUGCGAAUAAUAUCAUAUUGUUUGAGAUUCGGUCAUGCGCGACGGGCUGAGGAGAUCGGGUCAUCGAUAUCUCAUCGGGAGAUGACCGCGGCCAUGCAAGUCGUGGUGCGUUGUGUGCAGCGCGGGUCGUUCCCGGGGGAAUAUCGCAGUUUGGGCGAGGGCCGGAGCAUCGACGGCGGGAGUCGCAUAUUAUCAUUGUCACCGUUUAUGGACGAGUGUGGCGUCAUUCGCGUUGGAGGUAGAAUAAGCAGGGCGGCGUUGCCGCCGGAUGCGGUGCACCCCAUGCUGCUGCCGAAAAGCCACGCUCUUACAACGCUAAUUAUUCGAGGAGAGCACGUUAGGAGCUUGCACGCGGGACUGCAGGCCACGAUAUGCGCAGUGCGUCAGCGCUAUUGGCCCUUGGCGGCACGUUCAGCGGUUCGCAGAGUGUUACGCGAAUGCGUAGCGUGCUUCAGGUGUGGGCCGGCAGCAUCUCAGGCGGUGAUGGCGGAUUUGCCUGGGCCACGGGUAAACGUAUCAAGGCCAUUCACGCAUACGGGCGUGGACUAUGCCGGCCCGAUAUUUAUAAAAGAAUCCAAGCGACGCAACGCCAGGAUGCUAAAGGCUUACAUCGCCGUUCUCGUGUGCUUCGCGACCAAGGCUGUACAUUUGGAGGUCGUAAGCGAUCUCACGGCGGACGCCUUCUUGGGGGCGUUUAAAAGAUUUAUGUCGCGAAGAGGCAGGCCGGCGUGCGUGUACUCCGACAAUGGCACGACAUUUGUCGGAGCCAAUAGGCAAAUUAGAGAAAUAUACGAGGUAAUCAGUAGCCCUGAAGGGCAGGAAAACGUGCGUCAGUUCGCGCGGCGGAACGAGUUCGUUUGGAAGUUUAUACCGCCCCAUGCCUCACAUUUCGGGGGGCUAUGGGAAGCAGCGGUGAAAUCCGCGAAAAUACAUCUAAAUCGCGUGGUCGGAAACGCGAACCUCACUUUUGAGGAAAUGCAGACGGUCCUGUGCGAGAUAGAGGCCGUACUAAAUUCGCGACCAUUAACAGCGCUAAGCGAGGAUCCAAACGAUCUCAACUGUAUAACUCCGGGUCACUUUUUAAUUGGUGCAGCGCUUAAUAGCUUCCCAGUUACAGAUUUAGCAGAGGAGAAUCCGGGACGACUGUUGCGCUGGCAGCGCGUGGAGCAAAUGCGCCAGCAUUUUUGGAAACGCUGGAGUACCGAAUAUCUGCACACUCUCAUCGAGCGGAGGAAAUGGAAGGCCAGCCAAGGACAGCAACUAAAAAUUGGUCAGCUGGUAUUAAUUCAGCAGCCAGGACUGGGGCCAUUGCAGUGGUUAUUAGGCCGAGUUGAACGAGUACAUCCGGGCGCUGAUGGGGUUGUCCGAACGGCCACGCUAAAGACGGCACGAGGACAGGUUACAAGGCCCCUGACAAAACUGGCGAUAUUGCCAAUAAAUGACACGGACAAGCCUACGAUCAAUUAA
Molecule: messenger RNA, 4056 nt
Organism: Nylanderia fulva
Lineage: Eukaryota; Metazoa; Arthropoda; Insecta; Hymenoptera; Formicidae
Source: RefSeq, a predicted model, not a curated record